AUGUGUGCAGAUAUCCUACAAAUGUCCUCUUCCGCUUAUCACUCUUAUCCCACAUAUAUAUCGAUGGUAACAGCCACUUUCAAUCAGAACAAUAGUUGUAUUGCUGUUGGAUUUCCAGAUUGCUACAAAGUGUACAAUUGUGAUCCUUUUGGGGAGUGUUUUUCUAAGAACGAUGAUGGUGGUGCCAGCAUUAUGGAAAUGCUCUUUUCAACAAGUCUAGUUGCAGUAGUUGGCACUGGAGACAAGCCUAGCACUUCCACAAGAAAACUGAAGAUUGUUAAUACUAAGAGGAAUACUAUUAUUUGUGAAUUAAGCUUUUCCACUGCAAUUCUUGCGGUCAAGUUGAACAGAAAACGACUGGUGGUCGUCUUGUAUGAUCAAUUGUUUAUUUAUGACAUAAGUUGUAUGAAACAACUAAAGACUAUCGAAACGGUCCCCAAUAGACUGGCAAUUGCCUCCUUAAGUGCUGAUGACUCUUCAAUUCUUGCAUAUCCUUCAUCAGAUUCUAGUAGUUCCAACGAACGACAUCAACUUGGAGAAACCGUUUCCACGGGAGGCUCUGGUGGCGUGGUAUUGUAUGAUGCGUUAAACUGUGAGUUUAUUACCAUUAUUGAAGCCCAUAAAGCCCAGCUACAGCAAAUUUGUUUAUCGAAAGAUGGGAGUUUGCUAGCAACGACUUCUCAUAAGGGGACGCUAAUACGAGUUUUUAGCACCUCGGCUCCAUUCGACAAGCUUUACGAAUUCAGAAGAGGAUCAUAUCAAGUUAGGAUACAGCAUCUCUCAUUUAGUCACGAUAAUAGGUACCUCAGCUGCUGUUCAAAUACUGGAACCAUUCAUUUCUUUAAACUUGACUCGUCAUCGACAGAGGAAGAUGGCUCUGAAGCUGACAGGGAAGAGCGUCUGAUACCACAACAAGGUGAGCUCUCUACUGAGGAGUCUACAUCAGUUACUAAUAUAUUCUCACAGAAAGGAAAGUACCAUUUGAAAGAGUACCUUCAGCAAGUCUCCUCGAGAUUGCCUACCAACGUUCAACAAAACUUUACAUCACUAAUCGAACCCCAAAGGGACUUUGCCCACAUAAAAUUACCCUCACCAAGUCCCACAACUAUAGCUACUAUCGACUCUUCCAACAAUGUGGUCGUCUUCUCUGGAACCAACCUUUAUGUAUAUCAUUUGAAACCAGGCGAGUGCGUACUACUGAAGAAGCACUCUCUUACAUAG
Komagataella phaffii GS115 is the source of this 1221-nucleotide messenger RNA. Its product is annotated as Phosphoinositide binding protein. Gene Ontology annotation, molecular function: protein binding; phosphatidylinositol-3-phosphate binding; phosphatidylinositol-3,5-bisphosphate binding. Gene Ontology annotation, biological process: autophagy of mitochondrion; nucleophagy; protein localization to phagophore assembly site. The coding region runs from base 1 to 1221 and encodes 406 amino acids. The record is from RefSeq and is a predicted model, not a curated record. The transcript has a single exon. NCBI's taxonomy places the organism in Eukaryota, Fungi, Ascomycota, Pichiomycetes, Pichiales, Pichiaceae. Gene Ontology annotation, cellular component: cytosol; fungal-type vacuole membrane; extrinsic component of membrane.